CAACCUUGUAAGCAUCAACAACUUUUGUAACUAUCGGUAGAGAUCGACAUCAUCCUUGGACAACUUCACCAAAGCCCUUAAUCAAAGAUCGACCAAGAACAACGAGAACACAAAUGGCUAGGGCAAAGCACAAAGGCAUCUCUGCAUCUUUGCACCAUCCACCACCAACAUGUACCAUAUGCGUCGUUGCAGCCACGCUAUAAAAUGCUGCGUGUUGCGUAGCAUUCUGCAUCAUCGAUCAAAGACCUGUCUUGCUGCAGAGUGCAACACAGAGUGAGCAAUGGGGGGAUGGAGUCCGAGCUCUGAGACCGUCGAAGAUCAGGGUUCAAAGACCACGAAAGAUCAGAGUUUGAUGAUCGCAAAAGAUGUAACCGAAUUGAUCGGUAAGACCCCGUUGGUGUACCUGAACAAGGUGGUAUCCGGGUGUGAGGCGCGUUUAGCUGCCAAGCUUGAGAUCAUGGCGCCCUGCUCCAGUAUCAAGGACAGGAUUGGUUAUAGCAUGAUCGCCGACGCGGAGGAGAAGGGCCUGAUCACCCCUGGAAAGAGCGUCCUGAUCGAGCCGACGGGCGGGAACACCGGCAUCGGGCUGGCGUUCAUGGCGGCGGCCAAGGGGUACAGGCUGAUCGUGGCGAUGCCGUCGUCGGUGAGCACGGAGCGGCGGGCCGUGCUCAGGGCCUUCGGCGCGGAGGUGGUGCUCACCGACCCGAUGCUGGCCAUGGACGGCGUGGUGCGCAAGGCCGAGGAGAUCGCGGCGCGGACGCCGGGAUCCCACGUGCUCCAGCAGUUCGCCAACCCCGCGAACCCCAGGGUCCACUACGAGACCACCGGGCCCGAGAUUUGGAGCGCCACGGCGGGCAAGGUCGACAUUCUCGUCGCCGGCAUAGGGACCGGCGGCACGAUCACCGGAGCCGGGAGGUACCUCAAGGAGAAGAACCCUGCCUUGAAGAUCUAUGGCGUGGAGCCGUCGGAGAGCGCGGUGCUGUCCGGAGGGAAACCCGGUCCGCACAAGAUUCAGGGCCUCGGCGCCGGCUUCGUUCCCGGCGUGCUCGAUGUCAGCCUCCUCGACGAGGUGUUCCAGGUCUCCAACGAGGAAGCCGCGGGCAUGGCGAGGCAGAUCGCCCUGAACGAAGGGCUACUGGUCGGGAUAUCGUCGGGCGCGGCGGCCGUCGCCGCCGUCAGGGUCGCCAGGAGGGCCGAGAACAGGGGGAAGCUCAUCGUCGUGAUCUUCGCGAGCUUCGGCGAGCGAUACCUGUCGUCGUUCAUGUACGAGUCCCUCAAGAACGAGGCCGAAAGCAUGGCCUUCGAGCCAGAGUCGGACGGUUCCUGAUUCGAUCGCUUUGUCCCUUUUUAUGUAUGUUGAUGAAGAAGGCCUGCACUCACUCCAGCAGACCAAGACGACGUUCUUUUCUUUGAAGCUCACGCUCUGAUAUGCAUAUGCCAUCAGCAGUUUUUCUAUGGCCGGAAAAAAUAAAUUAAAAUUCUCAA
This is a messenger RNA of Setaria italica (foxtail millet), 1485 nucleotides long. RefSeq names its product cysteine synthase. The transcript has 7 exons. The record is from RefSeq and is a predicted model, not a curated record. Gene Ontology annotation, cellular component: cytoplasm. Lineage: Eukaryota; Viridiplantae; Streptophyta; Magnoliopsida; Poales; Poaceae. Bases 281 to 1327 code for a protein of 348 amino acids. Gene Ontology annotation, molecular function: cysteine synthase activity.